Molecule: messenger RNA, 2905 nt
Organism: Geodia barretti
Lineage: Eukaryota; Metazoa; Porifera; Demospongiae; Tetractinellida; Geodiidae
Source: the annotation of a GenBank genome assembly
CUCACAAUAUUGUAGAGUCGGUAAAAAUUGAUCCGGAGCCACAAGCUUCUUCCAAGGCACCAGUAACUGGUCAUCGUCGUCCAUCUACUGCGAUUGGUGGCCACUCUCCAGCUAGCCUCUCCCGGCGACUGAGCAUGCCGUCGCAAACAGCUCCCGCCAUCCUCAACUUCUCACUCACUGGCUCUGACACUCAAGAUAAAGGAUGGGUGGUGCAUGCUGAGGAGAUCAAGGACCCAGAGAUGGCAACACUGCGUAUCUGGGACAGGAAAUCCAAAGAGAGACUCAGGAAAAGAGAAGAAGAGAAGAUGCUGGCAAAGCAGAGAAACGCAGACGGCCCCCUAAUAGUGAAAUUCUACAGUGACCCCCAAACACGAAGCCUCCGAUCCAAGCACCAGCGCUCUGCCACCUUCCCCCUGCCUGCCGUCCUCAACAGACUUCCCCCCAGCGUGGCAAAUUUCACGACCCCCGGGGUGGCAAGUGGUGAUGUCAUGAUGAUUGGGGAAGGAGCGGAACUGGCUGUUCUCAUCAUGCCCGAUGGUUCUGGCCAUGCCAACUAUCACAGCAGGUGUGGUCAGCGGCAGGCAGUGUGCCAGAGCCGAGCUGACCAGGAAUCCAGCGGACUCUACACCGUGGCCUACGAUGACACAGAGGCCAACUCUGUGCUGGGUUGCUUCACUCCCGAGGGCAGCGGCUGGUGCUACUACCCGGGACCAGCCUGCACCCUCCACAUGUUCUAUGACACUACUGAGCUUCGAAUGUACAAUGAGGAUGGACACAUCACACGAAAGAGUCUAUGGGCCAGUGACAAGGCAUCAGUCUCCAUACAACUGAACCCCUGUCUGUCCUUCCACUGCACCGGACCCGCCAACAUGGUCCUCAGGUUCUCAUGCAGGGGACAGACCUACAAGUUCAACGUCAGCCCUCCAACCACUGUGGAAGGUUCCCAGCCAGUUGAGAAGACAGGAGAUGGUGGUGACCAUACUCUGCAGUCAGGACUGGAGUUUAUCUCUGACACGGCUCGAGCCCACACCCAGCCAGUGGCCACGUCUCCUCCAUCUACUGCCAAACCACAACAGAAAGCCAAGAAGGUUUUGAAGAGAAACACGGUAAUGAGGCAAAAAUGGUUCGUCACAGAUGUAUUAUGCGGUGGGGAUUCAUAGAGUCCAGUGUCGUUUUAAAGAAGCAAAAAUCGAAUGCUAGUAUGCCAGCAUCAAGUUGUGGUAUACUACAAAAGCAUUUCAGUGUGUGCCUAGGGUUCCUUUUCCGCUGCUGGCAUUCUGUUCCACAGAUUGUAGGUUGAAACUAUUAGUACCCCAUCAUUGGCAAAGUAACUUCCCACCUCCUCCCACAUAACUCUGCGUAUGUCUCCCUCCUAUAUAUACAUCCCAUAGGAACACGUGGUGGGUCGCAGUCGCAGUGUGAGUCUGGCAGUCGGAGAUGAGGCGGAAGAGGAGGUGGCCAGACAGAUGGACCUCACAAGCCUGGACAAAACUCUGACUCACUACCGAGACAGAGUCAGGAGCACAGUGGAUGAGUGGAUGAGUCACUAUCGUCAGGUCAUGGGUAUCAGUAUCCCAGCCCACCUCCGGGCAUCCCUCUCUCGCUCCUCCUCUCCCUCUCCCGGAGGCUGUCUCCUUGCAACUCCUCUGAGGCUCACCUCCUGCAGGAGCUAUACCGGUGAACUCAUGCACUCGCGUCCGAUCUCCCAAUCUACAAGGUUCCACACUCAUCCGCUCCCCUCGCGAGUGGCCUCACCGUUUGGAGGUCAGAGGUCACCCCAAGCUAGCCCCGAGGGAGGAGAGAACAUGGACUCAGUGCUGCGAGAGACCACACCUAUUUCUCCUUCACUCACUCCACCGUCUGUUUUUGACUGUGGGCCUGAGAGACCAAGAGGCCAAAGGUCGAGGGGAGGAGGGAAGGUCCGCGGACGAAGCAGCUCUGUACCCGGGAAGAGCCGAGGCUGCCCGGUGGCUCUACACAAUCUUCUGCUGAAGAACUUCGCCACAAUGUCACCAUGCAAGUGUGACAAGAGAAGACCACCCUACGUCUGUGAUCUGGAAUACGACGCAUUCCUCUCGUCUCACGUCCCCAGCUCACAAGUGGUCGUUGUGUGUGUCCUCUCGUCAGUUGUGGAGGGAUCGUGUCCGUGUGAACCUAUGUUGGACGCACUUCACUACAGCUUCAACAGACAGCGGUUUUCACCCUGCACUCAGUCUAUGGGAGAUCAGUUUCGAGUGCUGAAGUAUGAUCUCAGCCACUCGCUGUCAGGAACAAACAGAACUACACCUCUACUGGCAGAGAGACAUGGAGUCUGGCCCGGAAUGUUCCUGAUGUAUGUUGGAGGUCGACUAGUGUACGCUGACAGUGUAUUCAAUGGAUAUGGAACAACAAAGAAAGACUUCUUGAAGCAAGUUGAUAAGUGUACCCAAGAAGUGUCCCGAGGCCACUACAUCCCAACAGACUAUCGGUUCACGUCCCACAGUGGAGGCAAGCACCCAGCCUCCACCUCAUGGGCCUACCCUCUCAGUGGGGUACUGAGCUUUCUUGUGCCAUUUUCUCCCUCUCUCUCCACCUCCUCUCACCUCUCCUCCGGCCGUCAGACUGCAAGUGGAGGAGAUGAAGACAACCAGGAGAUGUCCCUUCAAUUAUCAAGGCUAAGUGGUGGUCUGAGGUCAGGACUGGACCUCUCCCAUUCUGGUGCUCUCUCGCAGCUGAGUUAACCCUCUCUCCACAGCUCGGUUAACCCUCUGCUCACAGCUCAGUCAACUGCAAACGUUUUGUUAACUAACAACAAUUUUGUUUACUUUCAAUGUUGCGUGUUUUCUUGUGCUAUAUUUUCCAUUUUAUUGUGUGUAUUUGUGUGUGAGUGUUGUUGUUCAUUUUCUAGACUAAAGAAUGUGCUUGC